Anguilla rostrata (American eel) is the source of this 2661-nucleotide messenger RNA. RefSeq names its product potassium channel subfamily K member 13-like. Gene Ontology annotation, molecular function: outward rectifier potassium channel activity; potassium ion leak channel activity. Gene Ontology annotation, biological process: stabilization of membrane potential; potassium ion transmembrane transport. The record is from RefSeq and is a predicted model, not a curated record. The transcript is spliced from 3 exons. Gene Ontology annotation, cellular component: plasma membrane. Lineage: Eukaryota; Metazoa; Chordata; Actinopteri; Anguilliformes; Anguillidae. The coding region runs from base 1 to 1269 and encodes 422 amino acids.
AUGGUGCCAGAUGCUGGAUGCCGCCGCCGCCGCCGCCGCCGCCGCCGGCCCUCGUUCUGGCCGAGCAGGGACGGCGCCCGCUUGGGCCUGCUGGGGGCGCUCAUCCUGCUGUACCUGCUCUGUGGCGCGGCCAUCUUCUCUGCCCUGGAGUACCGCGCUGAGCUGCAGGCGCGGCGCCGUUGGGACGAGCGCCUGGCCAACUUUGGCCGGCGGCACGGCGUGGGCCCCGGGGCUCUGCGCGGCUUGCUCAAGCUCUACGAGGACACCUACUGGGCCGGGGCUCGCAUCGACCCCGUCUCCCCCCGCUGGGACUUCGCUGGGGCCUUCUACUUUGCUGCCACUACGAUUUCUACCAUUGGGUUCGGGAUGACGAGGCCAGCCACAUCGGGGGGCAAGAUCUUCCUCAUCUUCUACGGGCUGUUUGGCUGUGCGGCCACCAUCCUCUUCUUCAACCUGUUCCUGGAGCGUGUCAUCGGCGUGUUGGUGGAGGCCACGCGGUGGUGCCGCCAGCGAUCAGGGAGCGGAGACGGACUUCCGGAGGGUUGGAAGCCCUCUGUGUGCUCCGUGGCCCUGAUCCUGGGGGUGGUGGUCCUGCUGAUGGUGGGUGGGGCCUCCAUGCUUUUCUCCGCUCUGGAGGGGUGGGGCUACCUGGAGUCCCUCUACUUCUGCUUUGUGGCCUUCAGCACCGUUGGCUUUGGGGACCUGGUGAGUGGCCAGAGGGAAGGGAGCUGGGCCUACGGGGUCUACCGGCUGGGGAACUGCCUCCUCAUCCUCGCGGGCAUCUGCUGCCUCUGCUCACUCCUCAACAUCAUCUCCAUCCUCAUCAAGCAAUCGCUCGACUGGAUCCUGAGUCACCUGUGCCCCGCCCCUGGCCCGCUCCCUUUCGGGCUCUGUGGUUGCCCACCCUUUCUAUGCGGCAACCCCUCACCCAUCUGGCCCUGCUGCGGAGACAGGGCCGUACACCCCGCCCCCUCGCCUGUGGCCCAGGGCAGGGGCCUGCAUGCGGACGUCUCCGUGGAUACCGUGUGCAACAGCAGAACGGAUGUCGGUGGACGUCGGCUCUCGGGGGAGAUGAUCUCGGCGAGGCACUUCCUGGCCGCCGUUAUUCAGAAAGCCCCCCAGCAGAGCCACGCCCGUCAGACAGGCUUCAUGGAGGAUGUGGGAGCCCUCGCUGUCAUGAGCAACCGACUGCAAGAGACCAGCGCUAACAGGCCUCUCUUCACAUCUGUAUGGACUUACUGCUGCAUGGAGACCAGCACUAACAGGUAGUUACUGCCUUACCUGAACCCUACUCUGUUCCAUCAAGAAAAGAUGACCCAACGCCACAAAAUGCUCACUCUCAGCACACCACAGGUGGGUGGUCACAGACAAACCUGGUUUCUCAGAGGGCAGUGCAGGGCUGCAAUGCAUUUAAUGUUCCCAGGGAGGGCCAUAUCCGUUCCUGGACGUCGUGCCAACUUCUGGCCUUCAUUAUUUAAUUAGUCCUAACAUUUACCCCAAUCUGGCAUUUUAGUGACUUUUCUAAAUAAGCACAUGAGUGACAGCCAAAAGCUGUUCUUGUGUCGCCAUGUGAAAUGAUUCACUGUGGCCUACAAGUUAAUCAGUGUUGAUGUAUACAGCCAAUUAGCUAAAUUUAACCAGGGUAAUUGGUGGAAACAAAAACACACCAGCUUCCAGGACCAGAAUUGCACACCCCUGCCCUAAAUGAACACACAUUUUCCCACAAUUUCAUUUUGGAAGAUUGGCUGCACGUGCCAUUUGCUACAGCAUGAGGGACAAUGAGAGACUGUAACUCAGGCAAUAACGGAGAAACAUGCAAUAAAUUAGCCUUUUAUCCCUUUGGAAACCAGAGUUAAUUUUUCUUUCCUGUUUAUACGGAAAAUGUUUUAAUGCUUCUGACAUGCGAACAAUGCCUGUGGUUUUGAAAGUAAAUGGUAGAGGAGUCAUGUAAAGGUUUUCCUGUUGAAUGAAUUACGGUGUGAUUCAUUGCCUCCAUUCAUGGUUCCUGUUGCACAGUUACAAACCAAUGUUACUCAAUCCCUCUGAAACGUGAACAGGCCUCUCUUCACAUCUGUAUGGACUUACUGCUGCAUGGAGCCACAUCAGAGACUUCUAAGGCGGAAACCCAUGGAGCCUGAGAUUUACAUUGCCUGAGUCUAAGCCUUUCCUAAACUUGGGACAUCUGAGAUUUAAAAUAAAUGAAUAAAUUUAGAGGUAUGCUUACAGAGAAAGGUGGCAUUGUUUGAGCCCACCUGGGGGACAGAGGAGCUGCUGAACUGAUUGGCUUGUGCUGCAGUAACGGCGCCCUGUGAUAUAUUGGCGGCCUGUCCAGGGUGUAUUCCUGCCUCUCACCCAAUACAUGCUGGGAUAGGCUCCAGCACCCCCCGCGAACCUGCCCAGGAUAAGCGAGUAUAGAUAAUGGAUGGAUGGGUGGAUGGAUGCAGUAAUAAUGGCCAUCAAGUCUGGAGAAAUGGCCUUAAAAAGCCCUGGAUGAAAUAUUACUGGACAGGCAGGACCAACGCACAGACUAAUGUACAGUGACAGAUUUAUAAGGGAGGAGGAGGACCUGGCCAACACUAAGUUUAAUGCUGCUUAUUUUAUUUCUCAUACGUUUCUGUUUUCAAGCAUUAUGAACAGUAAAAUAAACCGAAGACUGUUAUG